Temnothorax curvispinosus is the source of this 1526-nucleotide messenger RNA. RefSeq names its product inositol monophosphatase 2-like. Gene Ontology annotation, molecular function: inositol monophosphate 1-phosphatase activity. Gene Ontology annotation, biological process: phosphatidylinositol phosphate biosynthetic process; inositol metabolic process; signal transduction. The record is from RefSeq and is a predicted model, not a curated record. NCBI's taxonomy places the organism in Eukaryota, Metazoa, Arthropoda, Insecta, Hymenoptera, Formicidae. The transcript has 3 exons. Bases 357 to 740 code for a protein of 127 amino acids.
UCAAACGUGAGAGAUUUUCAGAAAUUCAAGAAAUGCUACAUUUUCCACUUUAUAAAUCAUCAUUUCCAUAUAAUUUGCACGAGCUUUGCAAUCCAUCAUAAUUGAUUUCCGUCUUGUAUCUUCCCGCUUUGCAAAAUUAGUGCUAAAUGCAUAUUCCAGUCAAUAACAAUUUAUUUUUAACAGCAAGAUUAUAGAUCUGGAUUACCUACAUAUUAAUCACACAGUUGAUUCAUUCGGGGGGAAGAACCGUAAAAUCUCCGUGACGAAUGGGAAAAAAGAGCUGUAGCUAAAUGCGCUUGUAAAAAGUGUUGUUCUCAUUGCUUCAAUUUUUUGCAGAACUGAAAGAAGCACUGGUCAUGCUUGAGCCGUUCGUUUGGAAAAUAGAAUUAAAAAACAGUAUACAGAUACCCAGGAUGAACGCCUUGAUUGAAGCGACGCACAUAACCAGAUGUAUCGGAUCAGCCGCACUCACUCUGGCGUACAUAGCGCGGGGUGUAGCGGAUUGCUUCUAUUUAGAUAUUCAACUUAGACCCUGGGAUGUGGCGGCAGGAACGCUGAUUUUACGCGAAGCGGGUGGAACUAUUAUAGAUACGAAGGGUGGUGUUUACAAUAUUAUGAAGCCGAAUACUAUCGCAGCGUCAAACGAAACUCUAGCACGAAAAAUAUCUAAAUUAGUCAUCGACACUGAUUUAAAAACGCAAAGGAAAAGACUCCAGAGAACCUCAGACGCAAAGCAAUGACUCAUGCUAAUUGAUUUAAGAGCUGAGUGUAAAACAGCAGGAGGUGUGUCCCAGCAACUUGUAUUUAUCACGUAAUACGAGCAAAUUACCUAUAAAAAUCAGUUUAGAAAAGUUUCCGUUAAAAAGUCCCAUUGACGCAUUUACAGUCGUUAUACGAAGUCAAUCCCAUUGCGUUAACCAGUGUGCCAUCACAAUGUGAAAUGAAAAGCUUCCUUUCGAUCGAUUUCCCCGUCGUUGUUUAUAAAUAAAACAAAAUUAUUGUAAAGCGCAAUUUACUGUCAAAAUCAUUACGAACCUUUGGCAUCCAUCGUAUUAACGCACUGCGAAGAUAUAUUGAUAAUAUAACAAUAUAAAUUUUACAACAAUAAAAUUCGUCCCUAGAACCGUAUUUUACAUCAAAACAACGUUCCGGCAUAUUAUCGAUAUAAUUUUUCGUUAAGGAUUACGCAGCUUAAGAUUAAAAUUUUACACCGUACAAAUUUUACAAAUUUAUGGUAUUUGGUGAGUGUAAUAAAUGUCGGUAUCAUCAGUACUUACAACGUACUGAUAUAAUAUAAAAUGUGAUAUUAAAUUUAUAAAAUGACUGCUUUAAUUUGUUUUGUCACACAAUGUCAUAACGGGUGUGUAAAACAAAUUAUUUAUUCACAAACUAGAAAGAGAACGUAAAUCAUAGGCAGCACACAUCAUACAUAAAUGACUAUGCGUGUUAUACAAGAUUAGUUAUUUUCUUUUGCGAAAAAAUUUAUAACAGACAUAACAUAUCUACAGGUAUAAUUUGCGCUUUAU